Messenger RNA from Wasmannia auropunctata (little fire ant), 3566 nucleotides. It is a transcript of the gene Mitf, whose product is annotated as transcription factor EC. Gene Ontology annotation, biological process: regulation of transcription by RNA polymerase II. Gene Ontology annotation, molecular function: DNA-binding transcription factor activity, RNA polymerase II-specific; protein dimerization activity; RNA polymerase II cis-regulatory region sequence-specific DNA binding. Gene Ontology annotation, cellular component: nucleus. The record is from RefSeq and is a predicted model, not a curated record. Lineage: Eukaryota; Metazoa; Arthropoda; Insecta; Hymenoptera; Formicidae. The transcript has 8 exons. Bases 1 to 1608 code for a protein of 535 amino acids.
AUGGACGAGUCCGGGGUCGAUAUGGGUUUCGAUCUAACGGCCGCGUUCGCCGUCACCGAUCCGAUCGCCCACCACGUUUCCGCCGGGGAUUACGACGACGAGUUCGAGCAGGCCCUCUCCCUACUGUCGACCUCGACCAAGGAACUGAUGUACUACGAGCUGAAGAGCCGCGCACCCGACACCGGCAGUCCGCCGACGUUCAAAACAGCAACGCCGACGUCGCGCACGCAAUUGAAGCUGCAGCUGAUGCGGGAGCAGCUGCAGGAGCAAGAGAGGCGACAGGCGGAAUUCCGGCAGAGCUUGCAGCAGCAGAGGCCAGCUGCCGCACCGCCCAGACCAGUGCCGCCUACGCCGUUGCCCAGUAUCGGCGUGGAUGUUCCACCGCAAGUAUUACAAGUGCGCACGCUGUUGGAGAAUCCGACUCGCUAUCACGUCGUGCAGAAGCAGAAGAACCAGGUGCGCCAAUACCUGCACGAGUCGUUUCGCGGCGGCGAGGGUGGCGGCGGCGGCGGCGGCGGCGGCGGUGGUAGUGCCGGCAAUGCGGUCGUCAGCGGCAGCGCCGGUAGCGAGGGCGGCGGCAGGACGCCGGUCGACGCCGGGCCGCCACCCGUUUCAAUGGUGGUGCAAAGUGCACCGCCCGGCCCGCAGCUGCAUCACCCGAAGCCGCAGCAUCCUCAUCUCGCCUCGUAUCCGCACGCCCCCGCGCUGCUGCCGCAUCACCCGGGUAACCCGACGGUGGUCUCGGCGAGCCCGGACCCUACCACCACCGGCACCAUGUCCCCGGGUCUGUCCAGCGUCGCCACCAGCAACUCCGAGGCUGAGGACCUCCUGGACGACAUUCUGUCGUUCGAGGCCGGUUCCUUGGGCGACGGACUGAAGGACGGCCAGGCCGGAAGUCUUACGAAUAUACCGGAGCUUCAAAUUAAACCGGAACCACUCUUGCUCACCGAGGCAGAGAUCCACGCCCUCGCGAAAGAUCGGCAGAAAAAGGAUAACCACAAUAUGAUUGAACGACGGCGGCGUUUCAACAUCAACGACAGGAUCAAGGAGCUCGGCACCCUCCUGCCCAAGACCAAUGACCCAUAUUACGAGAUCGUCAGGGAUGUCAGGCCGAACAAGGGUACGAUUCUCAAAUCCUCGGUGGAAUAUAUAAAACUGUUGAAGAACGAGCUGACGAGGAUGAAGCAGAACGAGCUCAGGCACAAGCAACUGGAGCACCAGAAUCGCCGGCUGCUCCUGCGCGUGCAGGAGCUCGAGCUGCAGGCGAAGGCGCACGGUCUUCCGGUUACCGACUUCAACUGGGCGUCCUCCGCCAUGCUCAACACCUUCCCGAGGAGUAAACUCGAGCAACGAAAGAAAUUGGAAAAAAUGCCGGAUCUGACGGUGACGGAGGACGCGACGAGUCUGAGUAUGUCGCAUCUCGAGGACCUCAUGGAGGACGACACCGGCGGCCCCGUGCACGGCGGCGACCCGAUGCUGUCGUCGCCGCACCUGCCACCGUUGAGUCCACCUGCGACCGGCUGUCACCACGGCUUAGACGAGGACACCCUCGGCAGCCUGGCGGUGACCACGUCGAACUCCUCGUCCGACAUGGACAUCGUCGCGUAGUCGAAAUUACCGGUCGUCGUCCGUCGGCGCUUCGCGCGCGUGAUCGGAGUCGGCUCUCCCGAAAACUUGGUCUUACGUCGGAUAUUUUCUCGGUCAUCACUCGACCGAGGUGAUCGAUUUAGAUUUGUGUGCGUGUGUGUGUAUGUGUGUGUGUGUGUAUAUGAGAGAGAAAGAGAGAAAGAGAGAGAGAAUGAGAGAGAAAUGGCACCAGGACGUGAUGUGCGAAGUGCGACUUAAAGGCAGCUGGUUGCUGCUACGACGUCGUAGAUUCUCAUCAUGGAAAGAACGGGGAGGGAAUUCGCUCGCGGCGCCAAUUGGAUUUUAUUGGAGUCACCGCGCACGCUCUGAUGUGGAUUUAUCUAAAACUAGUCAUCGACUUGCGGUCGGGAAGGUGGGACCGGCGAAGGAAAUGAAGAAGAAUACGGCGCGGGCUGGAUGUCGCUUGCUGUGGGAGAGGAGGAUUAAAGGAGAACGUUCCGAAUAUUGCGAUCGGUCCAUUGGAGCAAUUUUCGAGAAAGGAGUAUCGAUGGUUCCCUUUAGAAUUCCGACGAUACACACACUUGGUCCAAUAUAAAUAAAGAUAAUUAUAUAGACAAACUAAAAGACUGGAAACCACGGGUCAAAACGUUCCCAUUGAGGAUAUCACGAUGGUCGGCGCACUUGAUCGCGAAUAAUAUACUCAUCGGACCUUGCUGACCUGCCAAUUAUCACACCGUUUGGUCCCCCAUAAUCAUCAAGAACGUAUCUAGUGAUUAUCGUUGCAACAUUACUCCCCCCUCCCCCCGGCCAUCUAAUGUGUCAUUAACGACUUGGAUACCUCUUUAUCAACCUGCACGGGCAAGGCGCGAGAGCGCUUCCGCGAGACUCCCAUUUCGAGUUGGGGAAACCACCGGAGAAGGCCGAGUAGAGAAAAUUGCUGUGACAAGAACGUGUCAAGUUCGCGUUUCGCGUCCUUGAAAGAUCGGGUACGAGGAUCGUACGGAUGAACGUUUCUCUCGGGGUCGCGCGACGACGAGAACUCAAGAGACGAGAGAUCGGGCGUUUUCGGGUCGGUCGGUCGAUCGGGCCGGCCGGACCUCGGGGUCUCUCCAAGUGGCGGUGAAAGUACGCCAUUGCGUCGGACGACGCAGGAGGAGUAGUUCAGGGUCGUUCCAAUUGCGAGGAACGGAGGGCUCCCUGUCACGUUUCUACGAACGGCUGGCCGUUACACUGAUGGAAUGCGUGACGUCGUUGGCGCGGGUUGUAUGUUAUGUCAGUGCCACGAAGGACGCGGCUCCUGAGCCGCGCUUUGAGACGAGCCUAUAAGCGUUUCGUCGCGAAUCGCUGUGUCGUCCGUGCAUCCAGCGAUGCCGACGUCGCGUCGCCGGGCGACGACUUCGACGGGAUUCAUUUGACGAAGGACGAGAACAUCUUCUCGUAAAAAAAGUGCUAGCUAUGUAGUUCACUAUGAUAUUACUUAAUCGAGAAAUUUAUUUUCAUAAGUUGCGAGCGUGUUCGCGAGACGUGCCGAGAAGACGCGGUCCGAUGUAUACGGAAUAUUUUUAAUAUAAAAGAUAUUUUCUCUCCGAGAUUUUCUCCCGAUAUACCUUCGACGGAGAUGGAAUCGGUGAAAUGUACAAUCGCACGGUGUAACGUUGCUUUAGUAAAGUUAUAUAAAGUUAUGAAAUAUUAAAUCUGUUAAGGAGACAGCUUGAGAAUAUGAAUUUCGGGAAUAAGCGCAAAAAAAUAUUCCAACUGCGAAACGAAGAAGUGGAAUAUUCACUGCAGCGUUUUUUUUUUUAGAUUCGAAGAUUUAAUCUUCGAUUUAUUAAGCGUAGCAAUAAUAUUCAAGUGCCUUCGUGAAAAGAGUCGAAAAAGAUAUUUUCGGAAAUAUAUCCUUCAAUUUCAGUAUUAGAGCGCGUAUACGCAUAUAUGUAAGGCAAUUUAAAUAAUACUUAUCAAGAUCCCUUAUCCACAUA